Tarenaya hassleriana is the source of this 1381-nucleotide messenger RNA. Its product is annotated as dr1-associated corepressor-like. The transcript is spliced from 6 exons. NCBI's taxonomy places the organism in Eukaryota, Viridiplantae, Streptophyta, Magnoliopsida, Brassicales, Cleomaceae. Gene Ontology annotation, cellular component: nucleus. The record is from RefSeq and is a predicted model, not a curated record. Bases 272 to 1204 code for a protein of 310 amino acids. Gene Ontology annotation, molecular function: protein heterodimerization activity. Gene Ontology annotation, biological process: regulation of DNA-templated transcription.
UCUUUUGGAGGUCGUACGGGCGAACAUUUCGGGGACUGGAGAAAGAAGACGCCGUCGGAUCUAGUUUUCGUCGGUAAUCCAUGGAGUAGGAGGAGGAAUUUCCGAUCUGCUAAUGGAAUUUUCUCGAUAGAUGAUUCGUUCCGUUCUCGAUCGGAUCAAUCGGUUUCGUUUUCGCGUGAACUGCGAACAAAAAUUCCCUCUCAGGGAACUCUUUUUUUUUGUUUCCCCCGUACGACGAUUUCUGGUUUUUGCGUGAUCGCGAUCCGGAACCAUGAGGAAGAAGCUCGAUACUCGUUUCCCAGCGAUGAGGAAUUUACAGGCUCGUAUUAAGAAGAUAAUGCAAGCUGACGAGGAUGUCGGGAAGAUAGCACUGGCAGUGCCCGUCUUAGUUUCAAAAGCGUUGGAAUUGUUCUUGCAAGACCUCUGUGACCGUACAUAUGAGAUCACCCUUGAAAGAGGAGCCAAGACCGUGAGCUCAUUGCACCUGAAACAUUGCGUGGAAAGAUAUAACGUGUUUGACUUCUUGCGGGAAGUUGUGAGUAAGGUGCCCGACUAUGGCCAUGGCCAUGGACAUGGACAUGGCCACUCUGAUGCAACCAUGGAUGAGCGCAACAUCUCUAAGAGAAGGAAGCCUGUUGGUGAUGAAGACAGUGACGAGGAAUUAAAGAAGAGCAGAAUGCAAGAGAUGGGGAAUGCAGGGCCGAGCGGGAGAGGAAGAGGGCGAGGACGUGGAAGGGGACGUGGCCGAGGAGGCGGAAGAACAGCGGAAAGGGAGCAUCCUCCCCAUCUGAAUCGCGAGAUGGAAGUAGAACCUCCAUCCCUCACCGCCGCUCCUCUUCCUCAAGAGGCUACCAGCAUGAUUCCCCCACCGUCGUCGCUACCAUCACCACAAGCCAUCAAGCAGGAUGCUGUGGAUGGCGUUGUGCCACCGCCGGCAGCAGAAGACGAGUCUUCUCAGCCGAACCCGCAGCUGCAAAGUCCGAACGAAACUAACACGGGCAUUAGAACCUUCGACCUUAACUCUGUAUCGGUAGAUAACAACAUCGAGCCAAAACCACAGACUGUGGCCACAGCCACCGAGAUGAAACCCGAGGAGUAUCCGGGUUGGUCCAUCUCGGAGAUGGGCAAAAUCGACCCGAUGCAGCUCGCUAGCAUGGGGAAGAGAUUAGAUGAGGACGAGGAAGAUUACGACGAAGAAUGUUGAACAGACACUACUACUACUACAUCGAUGCUCGUCAUUAGGAUGACAAUAGCGUUAGCUGCUCUUGACAAGUGAUUCCGUAGGAAGGGGAAAAAAGAAUGAAGCUCUUUCUAGCUGUUGUAUUAGUUCUCAUUCUUCUCUUUGUACUGUUUAAUGGAAGAAAUAUUUCAAGGCUCCUAA